AUGGCACAAGCACUCUCGCCUGGCGAGGUUGUGGCGGCCGCGAUGCCGGUCCCUGAAGAGGAGUGGCGUGAGAAUUUGAACGUGAAGAUGAUCUGCAAGGACUGCAAGGAGGAUCCGCCUGAGCUGUUCGAGGACCAUGCUAGUGGCGAUUUGAUGUGUGCGAACUGCGGCCUCGUGCUUGCACAGCGUACCAUCGACAUGAGCUCCGAAUGGCGUACCUUCUCGAAUGAUGACCAGGGCAACGAUGACCCAAGUCGUGUCGGUGACGGACCCAAUGCUCUGCUCAACGGCGCUCAGCUCAACACCAACAUCGCCUUCGGCGACGGUCUUAAGAGUCGCGAGUUGCAUCGCGCGCAGAACAAGGUCAACCUGGACAAGGGCAACAAGAGUUUGCUGGUGGCAUACAAGCAGAUCGGUGCCUUCUGUGAUGGCUGGCAGCUGCCCAUCUCGAUCAGCGACCAUGCCAAGCACCUGUACAAGACAGCCGAUGAGAGUCGCUUGUUCAAGGGCAAAAGCACCGAGGCGCUGUGCGCAGGCUGUGUCUUCCUCGCUUGCCGUCAGAAUGGUGUGGGGCGGUCUUUCCGUGAGGUGAUGGAGCUGACGAGAGUAUCGAAGAAGGAGAUCGGCCGUGUCUUCAAGUUGCUUGAGCAGGUCCAUUACAAGGACAGGAACAAGAUGUCUGUGGUUGCCGGUGGACAGAUGACGACGAACACCUACCAAGGCAGCGCCACUGCGAGUCCUGCUGAGCUCUGCGACCGUUACUGCGAUCACCUUCAGAUGUCACGUCCCACGACCAAUGUCGCAAACGCACUGGCUGUUCGCAUGACGACCGAGGGUGUGCUUGCGGGCCGCUCGCCACUCUCUUCCGCAGCUGCCUGCAUCUUCAUGGCCGGCCAGCUCAUGGGCGAGAUCAAGACCGCGAAGGAGAUCCAGGCCGUGGCGCGUGUUAGCGAUAGUACCAUCCGUGGCGCGUACAAGUAUCUGUAUGCGGAGAAGGACAAGCUCAUCACGGAGGAGAUUUUGGCACGUGGUGCUGACCCGGAGCGCUUGCCCAAGCCUGCUUAG
Messenger RNA from Recurvomyces mirabilis, 1065 nucleotides. RefSeq names its product transcription initiation factor IIB (gene SUA7). Lineage: Eukaryota; Fungi; Ascomycota; Dothideomycetes; Mycosphaerellales; Teratosphaeriaceae. Gene Ontology annotation, cellular component: transcription preinitiation complex; nucleus. Gene Ontology annotation, biological process: transcription initiation at RNA polymerase II promoter; transcription preinitiation complex assembly. The coding region runs from base 1 to 1065 and encodes 354 amino acids. The record is from RefSeq and is a predicted model, not a curated record. Gene Ontology annotation, molecular function: TBP-class protein binding; RNA polymerase II general transcription initiation factor activity. The transcript has a single exon.